This is a messenger RNA of Suillus discolor, 555 nucleotides long. RefSeq names its product acyl-CoA N-acyltransferase. Gene Ontology annotation, molecular function: glucosamine 6-phosphate N-acetyltransferase activity; monosaccharide binding. Gene Ontology annotation, cellular component: endoplasmic reticulum-Golgi intermediate compartment; Golgi apparatus; endoplasmic reticulum. The record is from RefSeq and is a predicted model, not a curated record. Bases 1 to 555 code for a protein of 184 amino acids. Gene Ontology annotation, biological process: UDP-N-acetylglucosamine biosynthetic process. The transcript has 3 exons. NCBI's taxonomy places the organism in Eukaryota, Fungi, Basidiomycota, Agaricomycetes, Boletales, Suillaceae.
AUGUCAAUAAUCAACACCGUGUCCACGACACGCGCAGAUCUCCCAUCCCUAGACCUUAUGUUCCCUCAAGAGCUCAUUUCACCUGAAGUUUCAGCACAGCUUCCCUCCGAUCUCGAGAUACGCCCGCUCGCGUCAACAGACUACAAACGUGGACAUCUCGAUGUCCUUUCUGGUCUAUCCGUCGUCAACGACCUCGGCGAGGUAGCGUGGGUCAAUCAAUUCCACGCCAUGCGCGCAACACCGUGCGCAUACUUCUCCAUCGUCAUCCUCGACAAGGCGAGCGACAAGAUCAUCGGAGUCGGUACCGUCUUCAUCGAGCGCAAGUUCCUCCGUGGUCUCGGCAGUGUCGGCCACAUCGAGGAUAUCGCCGUCGACAAAAACUACCAGGGCAAGAAGCUUGGCCUCCGUCUCAUCCAGGCUCUCACGCAUAUCAGUGAGAGUAGCGGCUGUUAUAAGUCCAUCUUGAACUGUAAUGAUGCUAACAUUCCCUUUUACGAAAAGUGUGGCUAUGUCAAGAAGGAGAACGAAAUGGUAUUUUUCAAGCACUUCUCAUAG